Messenger RNA from Ipomoea triloba (trilobed morning glory), 1171 nucleotides. RefSeq lists its product as uncharacterized. The transcript is spliced from 3 exons. Lineage: Eukaryota; Viridiplantae; Streptophyta; Magnoliopsida; Solanales; Convolvulaceae. The record is from RefSeq and is a predicted model, not a curated record. The coding region runs from base 158 to 952 and encodes 264 amino acids.
AGGGAUGCUCUCUCCAUCCCAAUUAAUGCACCUAGAAGGCUAGAAGAUACCCUUCUUAUCUCAAUUCCUAGAGAGCUUCACUAUCAAAGCAUCAAUAAUUUCACAAACUCAUUCUCCUCUCCUCUCCUCUCCUCAGUCCUCAGCCCAGGGAGCUCAAAUGGCACCCCCAUUGUCAAAACAGCUAGGACAGUUCCUCCAAGAACAACAAGAACCUUUCACCUUACAACUCUACCUUCAUGAGAGAGGCCGUGUAACCUGCAAUUCUUCCAACUCAGAACCAAACUUCCCAGCAGCCUCAGCAAAUUCCUGCAAGUUCUUGAAGGGCACAAAUUUGCUCCCAAGAUGUCUACACCUUGUGAAGGCUGUGCUUGGCAAGCUUGCCCUCGACCCGAAAAUCAAGAAAAUCCAAGAUUCUACUGAGAGUGACAAUUUCUCCUCUGCUACAAGUGCAGAUAGUGAUGCAGAAGAUGCUGGUCCAACAAGAAUCACCUCUGCCCUUCAUGGGAAACAGGUUGUUGCAGACAGAAAGAUGAGAGCCAAGUGUGGUGAAGAUAGUAAGCAACUCAGCCCUGUCUCAGUUCUUGAAGAAACAGAAACAGAAUCCUCUGAGGAUGAUGAUGAUGAAUGUUUUGUGGGCAUGUCGGAUGGGACAAAUCUUCUAACUCCAGUAGUGUACAGCAAGAACAAGAUUGCCAGACAACAAAGUGGGAGAGCCUUGGAUUCAGAUAAACUAUGGAAGCUGAUAUGUGAGAGCUUAGUGAUGUGGAGCCAAGAUUCAGUUGAUGAAACUAACAUCAACCAUCUGGUUCUUUCUGAUUUCAUGGCUUCUGGCAAAGAAUGGAGGGGUGUUGGUGAAGUUCAGGGAAAGGAAAUUGGGGUGAGGAUUUGUGGUGUAAUUUUGGAGGAUAUUUUCUGUGAAAUUGUGAGGGAUUUGAUCAGAUUUGGUGCAUGAAAUUUAAUGCUUAUUAGUUGCAUACAAUUGAGAAUACCCUUGUUUCACCGUCGCCGAAUUGUAUUAGCUGUUUUGACGAGGAAUUAGAUUAACAGUUUGUGGGGAAAUGUUUUGUAAAAUUAGUUAUUUACAGUUAGUAGGUAAAGGUAAAAAGACAAAUCCUCAAUUGUAAUAACUUGUUUAGUGGUGUAAAUUAAUAUACUCUUUUAUCUUUCUCUC